Molecule: messenger RNA, 878 nt
Organism: Oryctolagus cuniculus (rabbit)
Lineage: Eukaryota; Metazoa; Chordata; Mammalia; Lagomorpha; Leporidae
Product: keratin-associated protein 14-like
Source: RefSeq, a predicted model, not a curated record
GAUGUGACAUUCGCACUCCGAACCUUGUCAUUGUAAGUCUCGCCUUCUGCCACCAUGUCCUACAACUGCUGCUCUGGAAACUUCUCCUCCCGCUCCUUUGGAGGUUACCUGCGCCAUCCAGGCUCUUCAUGUGGCUCUUCCUACCCCAGCAACGUGUUCUACAGCACGGACCUCCAAUCUCCAAACCACUACCAGCUGGGAUCUUCUCUCCAUAGCAGCUGUCAGGAGACCUACUGUGAUCCCAACAGCUACGAGGAGUCCUGUGGUGUGGUGUCCAGCCCCUGCCAUACAUCCUGCUAUCGUCCGAGGACCUCCAUUUUCUGCAGUCCCUGCCAGACGACUUUUGCUAGACCUGUGGGCUUUGGGUCCAGGGGCUUUCACUCUUUUGGUUGUGGCUCCCCAUUCCUGGGCUGUGGAUCCCAUGGUUUCCAGUCAGUGGGUUGUGGUCCCCGCACUUUCUCGUCUAUAAAUUAUAGAUCCAAUUUUUACCGCCCAACCUACUUCUCUUCCAGAAGCUGCCAGUCCAUUUCUCACCAGCCAACUUGUGGCUUCCACUGAUCAUGAAUUUAAGGAGUCAGAAAUUUAAAGCUGAUACCCAAGAUACCAAGAUCUAUACAAUAAAUAUCCUAUCUUAUCACUAGUCUACAAAUUUGACGUUUACUGUUACUCAUCAUAGAUUAGGAAUAAUUUAAAUUUCAAUCUCUUGAAAACGGAUCCAUUGGGAAAAGAUGCCAAAACUGCUUCCGUGUAAUUAUACAGACAUGCAAUCCUGAUUCUUGCUUCUUUUUAAAUGUAUCUCCUUGUGGUUUCUCUUACUGAAUCAUUUUAAAUUUUACAAAUGGAAAAUACAACUUUAAAUAAAAUUAUGUUGCAUGAUA